This is a messenger RNA of Didymodactylos carnosus, 5553 nucleotides long. The record is from the annotation of a GenBank genome assembly. Lineage: Eukaryota; Metazoa; Rotifera; Eurotatoria; Philodinida; Philodinidae.
GUUUUAAUCAGAAAUUUAUGGACUACAAUUACGCCUCAUUAAGAAAGCUUUUAGUUGUUGUUUAGAGUUUCUCGAAAACUGCUUUUGCAGAAGACCGGUCUUUGAAGGCGUAGCAGCAACAUUCAUAGUGAUAUUCGGAAUCAGCAUCGUCGACUACCUAUAGUCCACUCGGUUUCGUUGAAAAAGCGAUUUAUCAGUUGGGGUACCUCCCUCGUUAGUUACUGCUCCUUCGAAAACUACAAAACAUCAAAAAGACGUACAUGAGCCGCGGUAUGGUACUUUUCUUCAGCAAUUUUUUCAGAACUUGGUCUUAGAAAAAUUAUCCUUUUUAUGUAAAUCGAUGCAGAAUUUAAAGCUGUACAAUAUGCUCUUCUUAUAAGGGCUGAUCUCUUUUCUAACCGAAUGACAAAGUUGAAAUGUUUUCAUCGGGAUGAAAGUGCGCCAAAAAUAGACAAUUACGUGUAUUUUGUAGGCGGUUUUUAACAUAGUAAAACUCAAUCCAAAAAUUAUGGUUUUGUGCCCUAAAAACAAUACGUUUUCAUAGUGUGUUGGAAUAGCGUAUAGAAAAUUAUUUAGCAAGUAAAACUGAGAUUUUUUUCUAGUCAGAUGCUGAGUAAAUGAUGUUUCUGUAGUAAUCAAUACUUUUAAUGCUACAAAAGAACCGUACAUGCUUAUUUAAAAAAGAACAUAUCAAUAAAAUCUAUAGAAAAUUUUCUAUCUUUUGGAAUCAGAAGUAAAGUUUCUGAUCGAGUCUAAUUUAAGAAAAACGUCUAUCAGAAACCAGCAAUUUAAUCUGGAUCACCCGUUAGUUGAUUAAAUUUUUAAACAUUUGUGUCUUUUCUAGAUUUAAGUUGUUGUGAAAAUUUUCUAUUUUAUCUGCACUAACGUGUGCAAUUAUUGACGUGCUGUUAUCAAAAUAACAUCAUAAUGGUAUUCGAACAUUUAGCCGUCUAUGUACUCGAUAAAUAUUUGGGAGAUUAUAUUGAGAAUUUAGAUUCAAAAAAGCUCAAAAUUGACUUAUGGCAUGAUGUCCACUAUGAUCCCGAACGAGAUGAACAAAAACAACACGACGACAAAAUGAAAGAAGUACACAAAGUCGAACAAUUUCGUAAAGAAAGAGAAGAAUAUGGUUUUGAUUAUUCUGUUAGGGUUUGGUUUUCCAGAAAACCGGGUCUUAAAGAGUCAUCGGCCGAUAUCCUUCUAGGCUUUUUACCUACUCGAGACCCCCUAUCGAAUGAUCGUCAAGAUACAUUUAUGGAACGACUAAAAUUACAUAUUCUUCGUAAUCUGGAAUUGUCAAUUAGCAGUAUUCACAUUGCCUAUGAAGAUCAUACAACAAAACCUGAUCAUCCAUUUUCAAUUGGUAUUACACUCAAUUACGUCGAAUUUCAAACCACGAAUUCUGAAUGGGAACAAAUGGUAUCGAAAGAAGAAGCGCCGGUCAUGUACAAAGAAAAACUAGAAAAAAGUAUUGUCAAGAAUGAACAGACAGCAUCAUCAGAUCAUAUGACUUACAUUCUUCAACCACUUAAUAUGCAAGCAAGGUUGAAAAUUGCUAAGACACCUCAUGAACAAGAUUAUGUACAACCGGUAUUCGAUGCAAAAAUCGAUUUGGAACAAAUUAGUAUUAAUCUCAAUCGAAAUCAGUAUUCGGAUCUACUCGAUCUACUCGAAUUUCAAGAUAAUCUCAAUUUGAAAUCGAAAUAUAUUAAAUAUUAUGAAAUGAUCGACAACGAUGCUGCGGAGAUAAAGCCAAGUUUGCGACGAUGGAAAUUUGCCUAUGUUGCUAUUUUGAAUGAAGAAGUUCGACCACGUCUUGCAUCGUAUAAAUGGGAAACAAUCAAAACAAGUUUGGAUCGAUUUCGCGAGUAUCAUGACCUUUAUUUCAAGGAUUUAACGGGCGAUUUGAGCAAAAAACAACGACAACAUGCUGAAGAACUCGAGAAAAAGAUUGAUGUACUCAGUUUGAUCUAUAUUCGUCGAACAGCAGAAAUCGAAAUUAAAAAGAAGAAAGCCGAACAAAAAGAAAAAUCUUGGUGGGACAAAUUGACUAAUUGGUGGAAUGAUGAACCGAACAAAGAGAGUUCAGAAUUCAAUCUUGACAAUGCAAUGACAGCUGAUGAAAAGAAAAAAUUGUACAAUGCUAUUGGUUAUACUGAUGAUGAGACAUCAGCAGCUUAUGCGGAACAAUAUGUUGAUAUUAGUCUAUCAGUUCAACUGAAUAUGCUUGAAGUUAAUGUCUGGUCGAAUAUCAAAGACAACGAUUCACGGUUUCAAAUUAUUGCUUGUGCCGCUGUACCCAAUGUUGGUUUGAUAUUCCAACGGCGUCCGGCGAAAUCGGCUUUUCUAGUUGCAAUCGAUUUGGAUUCAUUUCAACUAUGUGGUAUUGCUACAGCUGCAAUCGAAACCGGAAUAUCGAAUAUCAAUCGUCCCAUUCUUGCUCAACCGGCAAAUCGAAUUCAAUUAGAAAAAAAAAAUCUCUUACAUAUUGAAUAUGAAACUAAUCCAUUCGAUCGACCAUCAGACAAUCACGAUGAUUGGUAUAGUGCACGUAUUGAACAAGAUUCUCCGCUGCAUUUGAUCAAACCGAUUACAGUCAAUGUGAAUAUCCACAAAUGUAUUUACACCGAUAAUCCUGUAUUACCAGCUUGGAAAAUCGAUGCACAAGUUUCAGCAAUCGAUGCUCGAUUAUCAAAUGCACGUAUUUUCAAUGUUACUAAACUUUAUCAAUCAAUUCCAUUUCCUGAAACGAAAGAAGAACAAAUCGAAACCGAAGUACAUGUGGAGUCAACAGCAUUCGGAGUUACUGUAUCUCAUAAAGAUACGAAAAAAACAUUGGAAGCAGUGGAAAAUAUGACACCAGUACAAAAGAUCUUGGAAGAAGCGGCCAGUGCCGAAGAGGAAGGAAAAACGAACGAUCAAACGUCGGUAGAAAUCGUGAAGAAAAAAGUCAAUUCACAAGAUCAACUCAUCGAAGUCAAAGCUACUUUUGAACUUCCACGAAUUAAUUUACUCAUCGAAGAAUCUUUAACGAAUUUGUCCAAUGAUACUCAACCAUUUGUUCGUAUGUCAAUUUUCUCAAUAGUUGCUCGAGCGACAAUUAAAACAUACGAUAUCGAUUUCGAUAUAUCUGUUGCCGAUUUGAUCGUUAUUCAUGAACAAUUUAUUACUAAAACGAAUGAUCGACUUCGUCUCAUUGCUGUUGAACAUCAUCGCGAUCGUGUAAAUGAUCCAUUUAUUAGUAUUCAUGGUUUGUUAACAUCAUCUGUCAAUCCAUUACUUGCCUCAACUCCUUACAAUGGAAUUGAAAAUCAAGUGAAAGUACAUAUUGGCAAACCUGUCCUACUAUUACAAUUGGAACCACUUCUAUCCAUUGUUCGAUUUAAAAAUGAUCUUAUGGAUAAAAUAUCUAAAGAACAACAGCGUAUAUCGAACAAACGAAUGGGAAAUAAACGAGUUCCAUCGAAAAAACCGACUCCGAAAUAUAUUGUUAAGAAAGAUCCACUAUCAGUGAUGCCAACAUUUCAAAUCGAUGCUGAUCUCGAUGGAUUACGUGCAAUUAUUGGAUCAGAAUUUGCUCAAAUACUUGAUAUUCACAUUCAAGAUCUUCAUGUACAUGCAUUCAAUUCGAUCGAAAAAACAUUGGUUAAUUUGAUUGUGAAAGAUUUUUAUGCUGUCGAUCCUAGUCCAACAGCACGCCAUCGAAAGAUUAUUUCACAACAAGGUGAUGAUAAACAAUUAUUACGUGUCGAUUUUUCUCUAUUCAACUAUUCGAACAAACACGAGAAAACACUCGAUGAAGUCGAUUGUGAAGUCAAAGUGCAAUUGACCAAAGUGAGCAUGGUCCUUCUCUACAAACAUGUGGACCUCAUUUUGAGCAUGAUCAAUGUAUUUCAAACGAAAAAACCUCAACAGGAUGUUCCUUCGAAUCAGACAAGUACCGUUUCUGAUACUAUAGAAAAAUUUCAAAGACAAGCACGAAAACUUCGUCUGGAUGUCACAAUCAAUGCACCGAGUAUAUUCGCUCCGACAAGUUCCUAUUCGAGCGAAGGACUUUUUCUUGAUUUGGGUCAAUUAACAAUUCAAACACAUUUUAUCGAUGAUCCAAAUCGAUUACUUGUCGAGCAACAAAUAAUAACUAUCAAUAAUUUAUUUGGAAGACGAGUUAAACUAAAUAAGAACAAUGAAAUUCUCGGUGAUAUCGGUGUACUCGAAUGUGCCGAACUUCAUACAUUAAUUGAACGUCUCUUAUAUCCGGAAAAGAUUCAAAAUGAACCAGAAAUUACAAUUCAACUCAAUUGGGAUACUAUUCAAUUUAUAUUAGCAAAAGAUGAUUAUGCAUGUAUAAUGAAAAUAUUCAAGGAUAAUUUUACAGAGAAAAUUCAUCACAAAAUACCAAAACCUGAUGUUCAAGAACAACCCAAGUACAAAGAGACGAAUCAAGAACAAGUUAUUGUUACAAACAAUAGGCAAGAUAAGUCUAAUGAUAAUAAAGUUUUAGAAAAAAUUUGUUUCGAUGCUCUAAUCAAGAAAAUUGCUUUAACAUUGUAUCUUGGCGAAUCGAACAUAAAUACACAACAGGUAUCACGUAAUGAAAAUUUGAAAUUUGUUGAUUUACGAUUUGAAAUGCUCAAAGCUCACUUUCAACAAUUGUCCGAUUCGAGUUACAAUGCCAAUGCACAAAUUCAAGAACUCGUCUUGGAUGAUCUACGUGAAACAAAUCAAUCCGAUAGUAUUACACGUAUGAUCAAUCGAAAUUUCAAUGUCGAUCCGAAUAUACCAAUAUUUAAUGUUAAUGUCGAAUUCAAACCAAAGAAAGAGGAACGUUCUAUGGGUAUUCGACAAGUCAAUGGUCAAUUGGAAAGUUUUUAUAUUUGUAUCAGUGCAGAUUAUUUGAUGGCAUUACAAGACUUUUUUGUCUCAAGCUUGUCAUCAGUCGACGAGAUCAAACCGCGUCCAUCACUAAUAUAUUCCGAAACAUUGUCUGAUAUUGAUCGUGACCUUCCAUUGCCAGCCACACUCAUGUUAGCAUAUCAUCGAUCGUCUGAAACAGACAAUGAGACAUCAGAAUCCACGUCAUCUUCUCCUCAGAGAGCGUCGAAUGCUUCCUCUGCUUCCCAACAAUCGUCAUCCGCCGAAACUGAUAGUGAUCUUGAGACAAUAGUUGAUAUCGUUAUCAAGACUCCCGAAAUUAUUUUACUUGAAGAUCAACAUAAUACCAAUUCAAGUUGUCUUGUACUCGGCUUAGCUUCACAGAUACGUAUGGUUAUUGUGGGUGAUAAUACAAAAAUGUCUGGCUCAUUGAAAAAUUUAACUAUUUGUGGUUCGACUUUUGCUGAAUUGAAAAAUUCAAAAAAUAAAUAUCCUAUUUUGGGACCACUCGAUAUCGAUGCUGUUUUGAUCAUGAAUUUGGAAGAGCAAAAAAUCGAUGUACGCAUUGGAGAUAUUACUGUACAAAUUCCUCCGGCAACAAUUCACACGAUUCGUAGUGUUACAAAUUCACUAGGCAAACUUCAAGUAAUGGAAUUUGUAUUGUUUCUUCAUAAAAUAUAA